Drosophila yakuba is the source of this 2081-nucleotide messenger RNA. RefSeq names its product igLON family member 5 (gene DIP-iota). The coding region runs from base 942 to 2072 and encodes 376 amino acids. Lineage: Eukaryota; Metazoa; Arthropoda; Insecta; Diptera; Drosophilidae. The record is from RefSeq and is a predicted model, not a curated record. The transcript is spliced from 7 exons. Gene Ontology annotation, cellular component: neuron projection.
ACAUAGUAUAGUUAGCUAUGUGUUUAUUAGCAGAACAAAACAGUUUUUAUUUUCCUCAGCUCCUUACAAAAUUUGAAUUCCAGUUUUUACGCGUUUAGCCAAGACAUUUUCAUUUACAUUUAAUUUUACACAGCCCUUGUAGAUAUUUGUACAGGGGCUCUGACUCAGAGGCGAGAAUGAGGAAAGGAUUUUAUAAGACGAGAGAAACUUGCAUGUGCCAGCAAAAGAUGUGCCCCCAGAGGAAACAACAAUCAAGCAAAUUCCACGUGCUUAUUAUCAUUAUUGUUAUCGCUAUUGAAAAGCGCUAAUUGUGCGCAAAUAGCGGUGCGAACUUAUUGCUAACUUACUAAGAAGCUCACACAUGCAAACACAAGCCAUGUUGGAAGUGCAAGCACCGCAAAAAUGCUGUGGAGCAGCCGGUGGAUGUGGAUUCGGGUGAAAGUUGGGCACAAGAUGCGCGGCAUUUCGGGGUUAAUUAGAAUGGUGUUGGGCGCGUUUGGCAAUUGGAGUUGGCUUUCAUAGCCAACCCCCUAUAAUACCAAUAAUGUGUCACUUUCCCCCGGCAACAUGUCGUAUACUUCAUAUCGUCACGUGCAUAUGAAAAUGUUACGACCCAUCAGACCCACUAGACCAGCCCACCCACAACCACCCACUUGCCUCCGCCUCGCAAGGCCGCAGGACACAUGCGCAACGCCAGUGCCGCAUUUGAAUUUUGAAUAUGAGUUUUGACACUUGAUUAUCAGUUCGCGACCAGUUGUACGAGUGUGCGGACGUUUGGCCACGGCAAUCGGCGAAGAACUUCAUCCGCAGAACCGGAAAAAAUACAUUUGCGCUGAACUUCGGCCAUUUGGGCAGUGAAAGUGGCAAACUAAAAAAAAUUGAAGUGGGAAAACAGCAAAUAUUAAAAACUUUCGCACCUUGGUGGCGGUUGAGUUUCGGCUAUGAGGAGCCAAUUCCCCAGCUUGUGGCUGCUGCUCAUGCAGAGCUUGUAUCUGAGUCAGGCCAGCUUUUCGGAACUAAACAAUUCGGAUCCCAAGUUCAGUGGUCCCAUCAACAACUCAACGGUUCCCGUGGGACGGGAUGCCCUGCUCACGUGCGUUGUCCACGACCUGGUUAGCUUCAAGGUGGCCUGGCUGCGAGUGGACACCCAGACGAUACUGAGCAUCCAGAACCACGUCAUCACCAAGAACCAUCGUAUCUCCAUCUCCCACACGGAGCAUCGCAUCUGGCAGCUGAAAAUACGCGAUGUUCACGAGUCGGAUCGCGGAUGGUACAUGUGCCAAAUAAACACGGAUCCCAUGAAGAGCCAAAUGGGCUACCUGGACGUCGUGGUGCCGCCAGACAUUGUUGACUAUCAGACCAGUCAGGAUGUGGUUCGUUCCUCGGGCCAGAACGUAACACUCACUUGCAGUGCGACCGGAGUUCCCAUGCCCACCAUCACCUGGCGUCGCGAGGAAUCGACACCGAUUCUCCUUUCUGACGACGACGAUCGGGAAGUGUUCAGCGUGGAGGGUCAGAAUCUCAGCCUGUGGCAGGUGCAGCGCUCCCACAUGGGCGCCUAUCUCUGCAUUGCCUCCAACGGUGUGCCGCCCACAGUGAGCAAGCGCGUCAUGCUGGUGGUGAACUUUGCGCCAACGAUCUGGACACGCUACGAUACCAUCUACGUGGGCCUGGGCCAGAAGCUGACGCUGGAGUGCGUCACAGAAUCGCAGCCGGCAUCGGUGAACUUCUGGCUAAGGGACUCGCAACUGUUGCAAGGAGGUUCCUAUGAGUCGGUCUCAGUGGACCACGUCUUUCGGAUCGUCAUGCGGAUCACACUGCGUCCGAUAACGAAACGAGAUUUUGGAGAGUACAUAUGCAGGGCGAAGAAUGCGUUGGGUCAGACAGAUCGGAUUAUAACAGUGCAUCAUAAGGCCAAGAAGCACGGACAGCACUCGCACCAAACUUCCUCCCGCGACAGUCAGUUCAUUGUCAUCGAAGAAUACAUAGCGAAUGUGUCUGAUAAGAGGUGCAGUUUCCAACCCCUGUGGAUAAUGUUUCUAUGUUUUGUCAAUAAAGUGUCACUUUUGUGAGCAAUCAAA